CGAUUCAAACCUCCUUAAAGCCGAAUUCCUCGCAGUUCUUUGCGCCAAAAUUAACUGACCUUAGGAGACUGUGUACUUUCUAACAGAUUUGCCCUACACCUUCUGACUGGGUAACUUUACUUUGUUCUGUUGCUCUUCAUAAAAAAUUACUAUUUUUGUCGAUUUUUUUUCUUCCCAAGUUUUCCCUAAUUGGUGUUUGUGUUCGUUCGUUUUAGAGAGCUGGAGGUGGCUACGCUCCUAGAAAUUCCCAGGAUGAGUUUAGGGAAGGGAAGGUCAUGUUCACGAGCGAAAAAUAAAUAGAUAUUUUUGUUGGAGGAGAAAGCAUCUAAUUGUAAAAUCAUUUCUAAUGUAAUUGUGCAUUACAGAUGGAAGUAAAUUGUUUAACACUAAAAGACCUGAUCAGCCCCAGGCAGCCCAGACUAGAUUUUGCAAUUGAAGAUGGGGAAAAUGCACAAAAGGAAAAUGUAUUUGUUGAUCGAUCAAGGAUGACCCCGAAGACUCCAAUAAAAAAUGAACCAAUUGACUUAUCGAAGCAAAAAAUCUUCACUCCAGAAAGAAAUCCCAUUACUCCAGUUAAGCUUACUCCAGUUAAGCUUGUCGAUAGACAGCAGACAGAACCAUGGACACCCACAGCUAACCUGAAGAUUCUCAUUAGUGCUGCCAGCCCAGACAUAAGAGAUUGGGAGAAAAAGAAGGGACUGUUCAGACCCAUUGAGAACAAGGAGGACGUGUUUACAGACUCUCUGCAGCUUUGUGUGGUUGGGGACAGUGCUGUGGACAAAUUUGAGAAGCGAAGGCCAAGCAGAAAACAGAAAAGUCUGGGACUCCUGUGCCAGAAGUUUCUAGCUCGCUAUCCAAGUUAUCCUGUGUCAACUGAGAAAACUACCAUCUCCCUAGAUGAAGUUGCUGUCAGCCUUGGCGUUGAAAGGAGACGCAUCUAUGACAUUGUCAAUGUGCUGGAGUCGCUGCAUCUGGUCAGCCGGGUGGCCAAGAAUCAGUACGGCUGGCAUGGGCGGCACAGCCUGCCAAGAACCCUGAGGAACCUGCAGAGACUAGGAGAGGAGCAGAAGUAUGGGGAGCAGAUGGCGUACCUCCAGCAGAAGGAGCUAGAGCUGAUGGAUUAUAAAUUUGGAGACCGUAAAAAAGAUGGCUAUGCAGAUCCCCAAGACCAACACUUGCUGGAUUUCUCUGAGCCCGACUGUCCCUCUUCAUCUGCAAACAGAAAAGACAAGUCGCUGAGAAUCAUGAGCCAGAAGUUUGUCAUGCUUUUCCUCGUGUCUAAAACCAAGAUUGUUACUCUUGACGUGGCUGCCAAAAUACUGAUAGAAGGAAACCAGCAUGCGCUGGACCAUAGCAAAUUUAAAACAAAGGUACGACGUCUCUAUGACAUCGCCAAUGUUCUCACCAGCCUGUCUCUGAUCAAGAAAGUGCACGUCACAGAAGAGAGAGGCCGUAAGCCAGCCUUCAAGUGGAUUGGGCCUGUGGACUUCAGUUCCAGUGAUGAAGAACUAGUGGAUGUUUCUACAUCUGUGUUACCAGAAUUGAAAAGAGAAACAUAUAGCAAAGUUCAAGUCUGUGCAAAACAGAAGCUGGCCCGACAUGGUUCUUUUAACACAGUUCAGGCUUCUGAGAGGAUUCACAGGAAUGUGAACUCAGAACCCAGCAGCCCUGCCAGAGAGGAACAAGGACCAGGUGGCUUCUUAGAAAUUGGAAGUCUGGCAGCUAUUUACCAACAGAAAACAGAAGACAAUUCACAGGGGAAACCCUCUGAGAGUAAGAGAGCGAUGCUUCCCUCGAGCAGCCUGGGUGCCGCCGCUCCCUUCCCUGUCCACCCUGUGGACUCCGAGUGCUGUGUUAACCCUUCAGCCCACCAGGCCUUGUCCGUGCCUCAGAUGGACUUGCAGGCCUUCUCCAUACAGAAUGGCCUGAACGGACAAGUGGGUUUCUCUCUCGCUUCCGGGGCCUCAGAUGUGGAGAGCCUGAAGCCAGCCCUGCUGGCCGGCCAACCCUUGUUGUACGUGCCCUCCACCUCUCUGUUCAUGCUCUAUGGGAGCCUGCAGGAGGGACCGUCCCCAGGGCCCGGGUCCGAGAUGGACAGCAGAAGCUCAGAGGUCCCGGCAGCAGCAGAGCGCUCAGCCACACCUGCAGCCCAGAAGCGCCUCAGUGAGGAGGGGACGCCGCAGCAGGAGGAGCCGGCCGCCAAAAGACAAGCCAGGGACCACGAAGACGGCCCUCUAGCUCUUGUCAUGCCCAAGAAAUCCUCAGAUUGCAGAGACAUUGCCUCUCCCAAGAUGCUGGGUACGAGAGGGUCUGUGCCCCUUGAAGACAUGCACGUGAAUAGCCAGCUCCCUACUGCAAAGGAAGUUUGGGGAAAGGCUACAGCAAACAGCUUCAUUUCUGCUGACUGGGGGAAUCUUUCCAGAAAUGCAGAGAUUGAAAAGCCCUCCAAGGAAAAUGAAGGCACCAAGGAGCCCUCUUUGCUGCAAUGUCUUUAUGUACAGUCACCGGCCGGAUUAAAUGGUCUGAGCGUGCUCUUGCCUGGCAAUCAGACUCCUCAUGCUAUGGGACCACCUUCGGGUCAGCUGCCCUCCCUUGGUGUCCCUUGCAUGGUCCUACCAUCUUCAACACUGGGCCCGUUUCCUGUUCUCUACUCUCCCACAAUGGCUGGGCCGGUUUCCCCUGCUCCUGGCACUGUCCCAAACUCGGGACCUGUGAAUUUCAGCUUGCCAGGCCUCAGAUCCACGCCUCAUCUUCUCAUCGGCCCUGCAGCCAUGGUGAAUCCAAACUCCUCAACACUCCCUUCUGCAGACCCUCCGCUCCAGGGUCCACACUCACUUAACCAGAGUCCUGUGGUGUCCAGAUCCCAUGUCAUCCAGCCCGAAUCCCCGGUUUAUGAGGGACAUCCUGUCUCUGUGGUAAAACUAGAGCAGUCACCAACUCCAGCGACCCCCAAGAGCACCCGACACACACAUCGGGAGACAUUCUUCAAGACGCCUGGCAGCCUUGGAGACCGUGUCCUUAGGAAAAGAGAGAGCAAGCAGUCCCAAAACGCCAGCUCAGCGCAGAGGAGACUCGAAAUACCCAGCAGCGGGGCCGACUAACUUGGCACUCUGCCGGGGGCGGGGUCAGGCCACCUGACUGUCCCUGUGUCCCAGGCCAUGUUCUAGACCUGGAGCGGAAGCAGAAUGCACACUUCACGCCUCCUUCCUCUUCCAUCCACUGUCCUAAUGUUAUCUCCCCAUCACCGUCUGUUUUCCUGAAAGUAUUGGUAUUAACUGUGCAUUUAUUACCAGUGAGAGUCCAGACUCUGUGCCUGGUGUUGCAGUGAAAGCACAAGCUGACUUGUGGUUUUGCUCCGAGAAUUGUCUUAUUGCUGGAAGUAGAUCUGAACGGGCUACUGGAGCCUUGUGGGUUUCCUAGCGGUGGGGCCUGUCUAGCACUUAACCAGGGUGAGCAUUCUUGACGUGUAUUCCCACUCACCCUGAGUGAUCUGUGGUGAGAGAACCUUCCUUCCUGCAGUUUAAAAAAGCUACUGCUUCUUUAGGCUUCAUCAGGAAGACAGCUUCAGCUGUGAAUCCUACGGUGUUAUUUAUUUUGUUCCUGAAAUGGGACUUAGUGCAAAAAGUUUACAAGUACAGCAACACAUGCUUUUCAGGGUAUGACUACUUGAAUGUUUGUACUUUUUUCCUGUAAUUUGCCCUGCACUUACUUUACAACCUAGUGAUAAUGUGGAUAAUUUUGGUACACAUGACAGAAUGUCAAGACCAAAAUAACUGUGAAUGGCACACCUCACUACAAUGAACUGUGCUAAAUAACCCUGUCUGGGCAUGAGAACUCAGAUGAACUCCAGCAGCCUGAUCGCUGGUUCUCAGUAACUGGAAAAAAACCCUACCAUGUUCACUUUCCUUCACUACAUGCCCCUGUGGGUGGGUUUUUUUUUAAUUUAAAUGUUAACUGUAGAGUAUCAGGUAUGGAUUCCUUCUAACAAUUGCUGUUUAUUGAAUAAAUCAGGAUAGUGGAAAGUAAUUGUAUGGAAAAUUGGAACCUGAGUGGGAUCUUUUGUCAGAAUUUUGAAGAGCUAAUGUAGACAUUGAUAAUAGGACAGUAGGUGAUUCUUUUUUAUUUUACUUUUUUCCUUCAAUUUGGGAGGGUAAGAGGAAAGUGGACACAUGAUAAGUAUCUAAGAGUAUUCAAAUCAGUUAUUUUUCAGAGGACUGAAAAGCAGGCUCGGUGAACACAGGGGCUUAUUGUUUUAGCGUGACUGCAAUUCUGGAAACUGUUAGGCAGUAUCCCUUUGUCAACCAUAUUACUUCAGGGUUUCAGUAAAUAGCCAAACUAGAUCUUUGUACCCCUAGAUUUAUUGAUACUUACCUCGCUCUUGUCUCCUCAGAAUAAAUGUCUCCCUCCCUUCCUGCUUUCCUUCCCUCCUUCCUUUCUUUAUUCCUUUCUCUUUUUAAAAAUUUCUAUCUUAGAUUUGGAAUCUUGCUGUAGGUUUUUAUUUUUAUUUUUGGACCCAAUAAAAUGUUCUAUGAAAGAAUAAAAAUAUUAAUUUAAGAGACUCUGGGAGUCUGCAUAAAGUAGCUUUAUAUCAACUACAGGAUAAUAUUAGUCAGACUAAGUAAAUUUGCUACUAUAUAAAAUUGUUAUUAACACUAAACUUUUAAAGUUUACAAGAUGCUAUUUUUCUCCCUUUUUUACAACCUUCUCUAGAGUUGAACAGGUAAAGGUGUUCAGUCAUCAACAAUUGCAUGGUAAUGAUUACCUUAAAUGAAUAUUAUGGGUUCCCUCUCGGAACAAAUAAAAGUAGUCCCUUUUCAGGAAUCCUGGCGUAUAAACCUGCACAGGGCGCUGCAGUUUAGAUCUGCCGUACUCUAGACUCCCCAAAAUAUGUUCACUCGAGAGGUCUAUACUUAAAACAAAAACUGAUGUUCUCCUUGCUAUCCUUAGAUGUUCUUCACUUUAACUUUCCUUUUUUAAAAAGUCUUUUCAUGAUGUGACCACAUAAACCUCAGAGAAUUCACGGUUCUUGAGGGGUGUUAGGAAGCAGCCCCAUAAAUGAAAAUAUCAUGACUCCGCAACUAUGCUUAGCAACAGAAAAUGAACAAGUUCCUUUUGUAUUCAGUACUCACUUAAUGUGGCUGUGUGAUAUGUGAAAAUAAUAAUAACGGAUCUGCUUCUUACAGAGCAACCGAUGGCAAUGUAGCUGCUGAGCUAGACUUGGGUGUUUGGGGCAGUGGCACAGCAGUGGCAAUCUUGAGUCUAUCAUUGUAUAAUUUACUAAGAGAAAAAAAUAAUCAUUGGUAAUCCUGCUAAGGAGCUGCAGCUCCGAGUUGGCACUGAGGAGGGUGCGUGCCCUACCCUGUCCAGGGUUUGUGAAACCCUUUCAUUCUGGUACAAGAGUUGGGGGUAUAACUUUUAUACUUGAAUCUACCUACCAAGUUUACAUUUCUCAAUGCUUUUCGUAAGGUGCUACUUCUAUAUUUAAAUAACUUUUUCUUUCCCUGUAAAGCUGCUUUCUGCUUAUCCUAUUGCACUGCUAGUUUUAUGUAGGUGUUAAUUUUAUUGCUGCUUACUGCUUUUGUUUUCAUCUUUUUUUUCUAAUGGCUAUAUUAUCUAUAGCUGUUUACUUGUACCUUUACUACAUGUAAACUGAUUCCUUUUUUUUAGAAAAAUAUUAAGCUUUAUAAAACAGC
Miniopterus natalensis is the source of this 5693-nucleotide messenger RNA. The record is from RefSeq and is a predicted model, not a curated record. Lineage: Eukaryota; Metazoa; Chordata; Mammalia; Chiroptera; Miniopteridae.